Onychostoma macrolepis is the source of this 2891-nucleotide messenger RNA. RefSeq names its product tectonic family member 1 (gene tctn1). Bases 813 to 2711 code for a protein of 632 amino acids. Gene Ontology annotation, biological process: cilium assembly; protein localization to ciliary transition zone. NCBI's taxonomy places the organism in Eukaryota, Metazoa, Chordata, Actinopteri, Cypriniformes, Cyprinidae. The record is from RefSeq and is a predicted model, not a curated record. Gene Ontology annotation, cellular component: MKS complex. The transcript has 14 exons.
CCGUUUUCGUUUAUUUUUCCAUUGCAUACAGUACUAAACUAUUCUGAAUUGCUGUGGAGCAUUUUCAGUUGAUUUAGAGUUCAUUUUAACAUUGAAAACAUGAAAUGGACCAAAGUACCAAAAUUCCCUCACUUUAAAAAUGAUUUUAAAUGUAAAGUUUUACAAAAUUGUAAAGGUGAAUAGGCACUUGCACAAAAUUGUGUGCGAAUUUUCCUUUUGUGUGUGUGUGUGUUUAACCAGACAGUUUUACCUAUAUAUUAUACUAUUAGUUUAUUGAUAUUGUAUUUUUUACUCAUUCUCUCUCUCUCUCUCAUGGUAUUUCAGCAUAUCUCAGAUAUAUCUCUUCUUGUAUGGCAUUAAUUUAAAAGACCUGUUGUGGUUGUAAUAUUUGUAGCGAAACAAAAUUAAUAAUACAAAAUUAUUAAUAAACAAAAUUAAUAAUAAACAACCAGACAGUUUUACCUAUGAAAUUGUUAUUAUUAUCAUUCAGCUAUUCUUAUUCUUACUCUGUUCCAUACUAAUACUUUAUCAAGGAUGUCACAAAUGUAUUAAUACAAAGUGCAAUUUAUUUGAGCAGCUCAGUGUGAUUUAUUAAUAUUUUUAUGUUAUACAUUUACCACAAUAACGACUUAAAUGUUUGAAAAAUACAUUUUAAAACUUAAAAAUGGCUGAAAACGUCUACCUGCACUGCAGAUAUGACACAGAUUCAUCUGUUGUUUGGAGUUUAAUGGGAUCUGCACAGCAGCCUUCACUCGCAAUCCCACAAUGCAUUUCACUUCCUGGAUACCAAUGACAACGCGCUGUAUCCAAGCAUGGCGGUGUUGUGUUGUCUUAUUAUUUUGAUAUAUUUAGAAACCGCGCUUUGCAUUGAAGACACGAACGCUACAGGACACGUUAAUAUCACACUCAGAGACACGAACGAGACGUCUUCUGAUCGAAACGAAUCGCUUGAUUUCACGGAUCUGGAAGUGAGUGAAACUCCGGAUUAUUUCCCAGCUCCAGCAGCCUGGACUCCAGAAUCCGUGACGGUGUUCCCGGAUCAGACCGAGUCCUCGGAGAGCUCCAUCCCCGACACGAGCCCCGAAUCCCCGCGAGCCGCCACAGCAGCUCAGCCUCUGUCUGGCGUCCUUCCCGCGCCGCCUACCGAAGUCUCUCAGCUGUGUCCGUGCAAUCUUCAGGACGGGCAGUGCGACAUAAACUGCUGCUGUGAUCCGGACUGCAGUGAGGAACUGGCCCUGUUCACUGACUGCACAGAAGAAAGAGUCAGUAAUGACCCCAGACCGUGCAACCAGGAUUCAGCUGUGUAUCCCCUGAGCUCUACACAAGAGGGUUUAUCUAGUGUCCAGUCCACUGUACAGCAAGACGUCAACCCUGAUGUCUUCUGUAUUGAGUCUGCUAACUAUGAAGAAGGCUUGUCAUUUGCUACACCAGAAGUUCCCACUGAGGAUAAUUUUGACUCCCUUUUUGGUCGAUUUUUGGGAUUCUUUGGGCGUCCGAGUGUGACCAGUGCACUUCAAAGCCCUGAUGUUGGAAAUUCAUCAGGAUACCAGUAUGGAGAAAUCAUUCAAACAGUAAAUGAGACUGAAGAGCAGGAAUUCUUCACCUUCCCUGCCUCCGCAGGAACAGCUCACUGCUUAGACGCAAACCCUGCUGGUUUUCUGAAGGACCAGAUGAGCAGAUGUAUGAGGAGCUUUGAUUUGGUGCGAGAUUGUGAAACACUAGAAGCUCUGCGCUUGGAGACUUAUAUUAAUUUCAACAUCCGUUCUGAGAAGAUCCAGGAAGCUAAAGUCAUUGGUGUGGAGGUAGCAGCCAUUACUCUGCAGUCUUUAGAGGGCACACAGACACCGGUGGACCCAGCUGACUUUGCAUCCUAUAUUCCUGUGCUUCUGGAGUCUGGUGACAUCUGCAACAACGUUGUGCUGCAGGUGAAGUACACUUUCAGAUACAGUGAAGCUGGGGAAAUCCUGAAUGCGAUGGCAUCAGUUUUGCUGGGAGCCAUUAAAAGCGUCACAGUGCCCAUUCAGCAAGAGUUUCAGAUUACAUUCUUGCAGGGCAUCUCUAGCACACCAGUGUUGCAAUUUAGUGGCAAUCCUGGCUACGUGGUGGGACGGCCCCUAGUGGCUGGGACAAGGACAGCAGAUGGGAUAGUUCAGUCCGCUGACCCAAAAGGAUCACUCACUAUCCUCCAAAACUCUGGAGAUCAGGAUUGCUUGUCUGGGUCAUCUCGGCGCUCCCCUGUCCUGUUUGGGAUUGACAUGGUAUCAGGCUGCACUCUGAAGUUGAACGAUGCAGUUAAUUGUUCUUUGGUAUCUGAAGUCAUUUUGUGGGCACUAAAAGGCCAGAGCUUUCCGGACCAUGUAGCCUCAUUUGGAAAUUCCUUGCCUCAGAACCCCCUGGACUGGGUUCCAAUACAGAACCAAACCAUAGCAUUGGGUACGCAGGCUUGCAGCAUACCACUGUCUUACCAUCUUGAAGUAAAAUGGACCCAAUACGGAACCUUGGUGAACCCCCAGGCUCAGAUUGUGAGCGUCAUGGAAACAAUUAUUACUAACACCAGCAGUUUGGCCCUCCUUACCAGUGCCGAUGGUCUUCUGUCUGUCACAAGCUCAGUGGGUUUUGUUGAUGUCUCUGCAUCAGCCAGUCCAGGAUUCAAAGUUCCUCCUACAAUUGAUGCUAAACUACCCUUUGACUUUUUCUUUCCAUUUGUAUAAUGGAAUAUUGUAUAAUGGCUUUCAUCUCUUUUGGCCACAACAUGAAAGGAGGACCACUGUUUCUAUAACCAUGUUUCUUUGAAAAUUUUGUCUUACUUAAAGUUAUAUAUAGUGUAUAUUUAUUGUCUAGUCAUUUUGUACAUAAUGCACUGAUUCACAUUUUUAAAAAUAAAGAAUAUU